GCUUGGUGACAAACUAUGGAGGAAGAAAGUGUAUGGGAUGACCCUUAUGCUCAUGGUCAUAUGCUCGGUUGGUUCAGGUCUUUCGUUUGGACAUGAGCCUAAAUCUGUGAUUGCAACCCUUUGCUUCUUUCGCUUCUGGCUUGGUUUUGGAAUUGGUGGUGACUAUCCACUUUCUGCCACUAUCAUGUCUGAGUAUGCUAACAAGAAGACUCGUGGUGCCUUUAUAGCUGCUGUGUUUGCGAUGCAAGGAUUCGGAAUUCUGGGAGGUGGUAUAUUUGCAAUCAUAGUUGCUUCUGCAUUCAAGGCAGCCUUUGACGCUCCGGCAUACGAGGUUGAUCCAACUGGCUCAACUGUCCCACAAGCAGACUUUGUUUGGCGUAUAAUUUUGAUGGUUGGUGCACUCCCAGCUGCACUCACCUACUACUGGAGAAUGAAGAUGCCUGAAACUGCUCGGUACACGGCCCUUGUAGCCAAGAAUGCAAAGCAGGCUGCCUCUGAUAUGUCAAAGGUUUUGCAGGUGGACAUUGAGUCAGAAGAGCAGAAGGUUGAGCAGAUAGCUCAGAACAGGAGCAAUGCUUAUGCUUUGUUCUCUAGAGAGUUUGUUCGUCGACAUGGUCUUCACUUGCUUGGAACAACAACUACAUGGUUCUUGCUUGACAUUGCAUUCUACAGCCAAAAUCUUUUUCAGAAGGAUAUCUUUAGCGCAAUCGGGUGGAUUCCUCCUGCAAAGACAAUGAACGCCCUGGAGGAAGUUUACAGAAUUGCAAGAGCACAAACACUUAUUGCUCUUUGCAGCACUGUUCCUGGCUAUUGGUUUACAGUGGCCUUCAUUGAUAAGAUGGGAAGGUUUGCUAUUCAAUUGAUGGGAUUCUUCAUGAUGACAGUGUUCAUGUUUGCGUUAGCAAUUCCUUACAAUCACUGGACUCAUAAGGACAACAGAAUUGGGUUUGUGGCAAUGUACUCAUUGACUUUCUUCUUUGCGAAUUUCGGACCUAAUGCCACAACAUUUGUUGUACCUGCAGAGAUUUUCCCUGCUAGGUUCAGGUCUACUUGUCAUGGCAUAUCAGCAGCCUCGGGUAAACUGGGUGCAAUGGUGGGUGCAUUCGGGUUUUUGUACUUGGCUCAGAGCAAGGACAAGACCAAGACGGAGGCGGGCUAUCCUCCUGGUAUUGGGGUGAGAAACUCACUGAUUGUGUUGGGUGUAGUCAACUUUUUAGGGAUGUUGUUUACAUUCUUAGUACCUGAAUCAAAGGGGAAGUCUUUGGAAGAGAUGUCGGGGGAAAAUGAAGAUAACGGGAUAGAAGAAGUUGAGCAGCCAUCGCAUAACAGAACAGUUCCAAUCGUUUAAUUCAGGAUAUGUCUGACUUCAUUGUUUCUUGGAGUAGAAUCUGCAAGUUGUUUUCCAUUUCUACAUGUUUUUAUAUAAAUCCUACGUCGAUCCUGGCUUCUCUUCUUUCUCGGUUUCACCUUUUGUCCUAGCAUGUCUUCGUUUCUGUUCUUCUUGUACCCUGGAACUUGACGAAAUAAAAUGUAUAGACAUAGUUUUCACUCUC
This is a messenger RNA of Carica papaya (papaya), 1553 nucleotides long. The record is from RefSeq and is a predicted model, not a curated record. NCBI's taxonomy places the organism in Eukaryota, Viridiplantae, Streptophyta, Magnoliopsida, Brassicales, Caricaceae.